AUGUUUCUGCGGCGCCUCUGUCUUCUAACGGCUGCUUCGACAGUCGCCGGCCAGCAAACUGGCAACCACCCGGACUGGCCGCGAUGGUGCGGCAAAGUGUAUGAGUCGGGAUACCCAAGCUUCAAUCCUGGUGGCCAGACAGUCGAGCCGCCCCGGAGUCCGGACGGGCCCUUUCUCUACGUCCAGGUGACACCACGGUACAGCCUCUACCUGGACAGCGAGGCCCAAGGUGAAUUCGUUGUGCGGACCACGCUGUCACCGUACUUUGGUCUGGAGCUGCCGUCUGCACCGUCGUCCGACGGCACCGGCGUCGAUGCAAACCGGCUGCUCAAUUUCACCAUCUCGCUCGACAGCCAAGAAGACAGCGACAGCGACACCACAGGCACCAACAGCAUCAAAGCCAGCAACGUCCUCGUGCGCGGCGCAGUCCGUUUCAACUUUAGCGGUGUCACCACGCAGGACACAAUCGUGCCAUUCAACCUGACGGCAGCCUCCGCGUCCCUGGGCGGCGGACCGCUCAACACGAGCUUCGCACCUCAAAAUGUGACCCUCACGGGCUGGGUGGCCAGCCCGAACGGCAGCUCCAACGUGACCUACGUCGCCAAGAGCAGCAACCUUUUCUACCUGCCGGACAACACCACAGGGAGCGUCAGCCGCCUCGACAAUGCCUAUGGCGGGUUCAUGUUCCGUGGGGCCCGCGGACAAAGCACCGGUAACACCAGCGACAGUGCCGGGUUCCGUCCUUACUUUCCCUAUGGGUACUACGCCUCCUACGACGGCUUCCUGACGGGCGCCACCGACAAUGCCUCUGCCGCAGCCACUAUUGACCCCUAUGCCGCCUUUGGCCUCAACGCCAUGACGCCCUUGACGCAGUACCCGCAGUCCGCUGCUGCGUUUGCUUACAUGGCCGACCACACCGGUCUAGGCAUCCAGUUCGAUCUCCGCGAAGGCUACACCAACCAGUCCUGGGUGGCUGAACAAGUCACGGCCGCCCGCGACAAUGCCGCUCUCUUCUCGUACUGGAGCGCCGAUGAGCCUGAUGGGCACCAAGACCCGUUCCAGGCCCCUGUGCAAGCCCGCGAUACCAUCCGCCGUCUCGACCCCUACCACCCGGUGGCUGUAGUGCUCAACUGCCAGAAUUACUACUUUGCCGAAUACGCUGCCGGCGCCGACGUGCUCAUGGAGGACGUCUACCCCAUCGGCAUCAACACGACCGGCGUCAGCAAAUGGGGCACCGUGUGCAACUCGACGCUGGGCGACUGUGGGUGUGACAACUGCCGGGGCGGCGACUACGGCAUCCGCGACGUGGCCGACCGGCUCGACGAUCUGGCACGGUACGAGGCGUGGAGCGGACCGCAGCAGGGCUCGCCGUGGCCCAAGACCAAGAUCCACAACCCCCAGAGCUUCCACGGCGAGAGCUACUGGGCACGCGACCCGACGCCGGCCGAAGCGUGGGCCAUGAGCCUUGUGGCGGUCAACCACGGCGCGCAGGGCUUGAUUGCAUGGGUGUACCCGGUGCAGGCCAACACGACGGCCGCCGGCAGCGUCUUGCCUGCUGCCCACGGCACGCUGGCCCAGGUCCUUACGCGGUCGCCCGUUGUGGACUUUAUCGUCGGCAACGCACGCCCGACGCGACUCCCAGCCGCCACCGACCACCCCAACGUGGAUAUUGCUUGCUGGCGCCGCGGCGACCAUUUGCUCGUGUCCGUGGUCAACGCCGCGUACGAAGACUACGGGGCGGCCCCGGCCAACAGCAGCACGCCACCUCUUACUGUCCCCAUUCCCCCGAGUCUGUGGCCCGCCGCCAAUCGGUCCUACACGCACAUUGAGGCCGUCGUGUGGGGUGGCGACCAGCUAGAAUGGUCGUUUGCGGGCAACAACUUGUCGACGCAACGCAUUCCGGCGCUCUCCACGGGACUCAUCGUGUUGUCCGUCUAA
Messenger RNA from Sporothrix brasiliensis 5110, 1938 nucleotides. RefSeq lists its product as uncharacterized. The record is from RefSeq and is a predicted model, not a curated record. The transcript is spliced from 2 exons. The coding region runs from base 1 to 1938 and encodes 645 amino acids. Lineage: Eukaryota; Fungi; Ascomycota; Sordariomycetes; Ophiostomatales; Ophiostomataceae.